Molecule: messenger RNA, 1531 nt
Organism: Histoplasma capsulatum G186AR
Lineage: Eukaryota; Fungi; Ascomycota; Eurotiomycetes; Onygenales; Ajellomycetaceae
Product: folylpolyglutamate synthase
Exons: 5
Coding region: 1-1455 (484 amino acids)
Biological process (GO): tetrahydrofolylpolyglutamate biosynthetic process
Cellular component (GO): cytosol; cytoplasm; mitochondrion
Molecular function (GO): ATP binding; tetrahydrofolylpolyglutamate synthase activity
Source: RefSeq, a predicted model, not a curated record
AUGAAGCGAAGUUACGAGAAUGCUCUCAAACUCUUGGAGAUGCGCCGGCGAUGCGACCGGCCACCAGCGCUUGCAGCAUCCCCAGUGACGCAGGAUACAGCCAUUCCUGGCAAUAAUAAUAUUCUGAGGGGUGUGCCCAGCCUAGCUGGAAUGUCUGAGUGGUUGCGGAUCUUAGGUCACUCGGACCGUGAUCUUGACAAACUGAACAUAGUCCAUAUUGCUGGGACGAAGGGCAAAGGCAGCACCUGCGCUUUCACGCGCUCUUUUCUCCAUGCGCAUGGUUUGAGAACAGGAUUCCCAAGCCGUAUCGGCUUAUAUACUUCCCCUCAUUUGAAAUGUAUCAGGGAGAGAAUACAGAUCGACAAUCAGCCAAUAACGGAAGAUAUGUUUGAGCGAUAUUUCUUUGAAGUGUGGGAAUGCCUGAUGUCUUCCGAGAUAGCGAGGUUGCCACGUUAUCUGCAACUUCUGGCUCUAUUGGCUUUCCACACAUUUGUCAAGGAGAAUGUUGAUGCAGCAAUAUUCGAGACACACCAUGGCGGGGAAUAUGAUGCAACAAACGUGAUACCGAAACCUGUUGUAACGGGGAUCACCUCACUUGGCAUGGACCACAUUUCACAGCUGGGACCUACAAUCGAGGAUAUAGCCUGGCAUAAAGCUGGUGUCUUCAAAACCGGCACUCCUGCAUUCUCCAUAUUACAGGAGGAUGGUCCUCGUGCUGUUCUGGAAAAACGUGCCGCAGAGAAAGGGGUCAGCUUGACCUUCGUCCCAGCCAAUGAUACCCUUCCUGAUGGCGGUAGAGUGCUCAGCAUUCCGGCUCAGCGACUGAACUGCUCUCUUGCCCUUGAGAUAGUGGGAGCUUUUUUGAAGCUCAAGGCACCUGACCACACAAUUGACUUGGGUGACAUAUCUAGUGGUAUUGAGAAUUUUUCAUGGGCCGGGAGAUUCGAGGUGAUAGAAGAUGGAACAUCACGAUGGUUCCUGGAUGGAGCGCACAACACGAUGAGUCUGGAACAGACGGCGGAAUGGUUCUCGAAUAACACCAAUGCUGCGGGUAGCCCAACCUUUCGUGUUUUAAUCUUCAGCCACUGUUCAGCAGACCGCGACGGUGCGGAUCUUUUAGAGUGUCUGGCGCAUUCUAUUUUGAAGCACAAAGCUGCGCCAAAUUGUGUUAUUUUCACAACCUACCAGGAGAGCGAGGGCGGGUCCACAAGAACAGGCAAUACUGUUACAUUAUCCGAGACAUCUUUUCCUGAACUCUCCGGUUUAUACUCUUCAAUAUGGACGAGUCUUAGCCCCAUAUCUGUAGUUUCAAUCGAGCCUACAAUUGAGCGUGCAAUUAAGUUUGCAAAACAUCUAGGUACCCAACAAGGUGGAAUGGACGUGCUUGUAACCGGGAGCCUAUAUUUGGUUGGAGGGGCUCUUAACGUUUUACAAAGACAAAUUGGUUCAAGCUAACUGGAGCCCUCCUCAAGAAUCAUGUGCUUUUUGACGGAAUGAUACCAUUAGCAUGAAUCUGAUAAUUACAUUUCUC